GUUUCUCACUUUUUAAUUUAAAAGGUGAUGUUUUGGGCAGUUCUGAAGUUUGUUGAAGUUGCUACGGUACUUCACUUUUUCAUCUCGGAUUGAGUCACCAUCUACGUGAUUUCUAAUUCCCGUACUAAUCCGAUCUUCGUCAACUUUUUCCAUUUACGUGGAUUAUCAGUGUCUCCUCAACAUGAAUAUGAAAGCAUUGGUGACGUUGGCAUUUUCAGCCUCGAUAGGCCUCAUGUUCCUGAUACUGGCCUGUGCUUUACCAGAGUUCAAUAACUGGUGGCCGUUCUUCGUGCUCAUGUUCUAUGUAUUGGCUCCGGUACCAAUCAUCAUAGCUCGCAGACUGUCAGAGGACACGGGAGGGAGCAACCCCUGCAGAGAGAUGGCCUAUUUUGUCACAGCUGUCCUCGUCGUCUCUGCAUUUGGUCUUCCCAUCGUAUUAGCCAGAUCGCCUGUGUCGCAGCCAGUAAUUCAGUGGGGAGCUUGUGGACUAGUUCUGGCAGGAAAUGUGGUAUCGUUUUUAACCAUUUGGGGUUUCUUCAUCAUGGCCGACAGUGAUGACGUGGAGUACAGUAUGUGGUGAAGAUGAAACAGAAGAUUUACAUCUUGCUGUGAAGUGCUGUAGACACUUCACACUAGCAGGAGACAUCUUUGAACUCAAGCUGCUUGAAAAUGGGUAUCUGUUUACUCAGUCCCUUAGUUUAUGGCUGCACCACUUAUCUUAACCUUUAUUAUGUCUGCACAGCAAGAUACUGCAGUAGAUACUCCCCACUGUUGCCUUUUUAUCAAGUUUCGCAUUUUGAGAACUGACUUGCCUAUAAGCUCUGCCCAUUUAUGAUGUCCAUUACAACAUUUACAUUUUGUAGAAGUUACAGUAUUUGGUGGUUGUGAAUUUGUUGAUAUAGCUUGCUGAACAUCCAACAAUCUGUCAACUUGUGUGACUUGUAAUGGUUGUUACAGGUGCUAGCACAGCAGAGUUUAUUUGUUAGGUCAUUUGUAGCUGAUGAUUUAAUCAUGGCUGUUGGUUUGGGAACUAGUGGUGAUAAUUUUUUUUAAUAAAACCUAGGUUUCUUGUACUGUACUUUAUUAACAGAGUAACUACCUAGUAACGCCCCAUUAAGAUGGUUCAUCACCACUAACAGUGUACAGUACUGUGUAGAUUGGGAAAUUGUGUUGAAUACACAUUAAAGUUCUGGGAUUCUCACUUAGUGAGUGUUAGUAUGUGAUAAAAUACUGAAUAAAAGAAAUGAUCAUAAGAUGUGAAAAGUCUUACAUACUUUACCUCUUUGCUCAUUGGAAUAAAUGUCUCAUAUAUUAGUUCUUGGCUCAUUUCUGUAGUUUUAUACAAUGACAAUCACAUCAUCAGUCACGUAGAAUUGGAAUUGGUUGAGUAGUGUGUUUGAUUUAACUUUUGGAGUAAAUUAUUUAAUUAUUUGAUAAAUGUAUUUAAAAAUCAGCUGUCAUAGAAGGCUGCAGGUCCUAAACCAGGGAUGUGUAGCCCUUAUCAGGCAAUGUGGUGGGUGUUGGUGUCAGAUGUUGGGUCCUAUACAGAAAGAGACAUUGGCUUGGCUGUGGAUGGCACACCAGACACCUAAAUCAUUAACAUAUUUUUUAUCUGUAUGCUGGUUCUCAGGGUACAAAUGUAUUACUGUAUUCACAUUGUAUUAGAUGUAUGAAACAAAGUGAAGGAAUAAGAAAUUUAUCUUCAAUCCCAAUAACUUAUUAUUGUUGAAUAUGACCAUUUUUCCUGAUUUCCAUUUAUAAGAGUACCAGUAAUUAGUACAGUAGAUGAAUGAAUAACAUUACAUCUUUGUUUGAUGUUAUGAAUGUACACAUGACCACUAGACAUAGGCCUUAUACUCUAUUUUCAUGAUUACUGGUCAACUGGGCCCCAGUCUGAAUAGGCCCCAUACCUACUGGGACCCUACCUAACCUAAUCUAACCUAACCUAACUUAACCAUUAAUGCUGAGGCUCAGUUUUAAUGGACAUCAGCUGUAAGGGACCCCUGUUAAUAGAAAUAAGUUUCAAGGCCCAGUCUUAAGGGAGAGUAGUUUUUUCUCCAUGGGCCUAUCAGCAUGGUAAGGUUAGGUUGGGGGCCUAUUAUGAUUGGGGGCCAUCUCCACAUGGUGUAUUUUGCUACUUGUACCAUAUAAACAUACUUUUUGGUAACUGCAGUGUGUGAAGCUCAUGGUGUGUGAUCAUCUUGUAAAUAUUAAGAGAAAUCUCUAAGUGGCAGUCUUUUCCAUGCCGAGCAACCAUUAAACAUAUGGGUAGGUAGCUAUGCAGUACAGUACUGUAUAUAUAUAACUGUUGUGUGAAGUGAUCAGUUCUUACAUCUGAUGAAGGAGUCAGUCAAUAUUAGCUCUCUUUGUGGUCUUUAAUAAAUGUGCAGGUUGUAGACAGCCUUCAUUAUUCUCCAUACAUUUGUAAUGUCUCGGAAAAAUGUAUACACGCUGCCUUACAGGUUUUUGUGGAGGUAGUGUGAAUGCUCCUAUAACAAAAGCAACAUUGUCCUCACUUGUGGGAGACGUCGCCUCAACAAGCAAGGACAAUCUUGCUGUUGUAAUACAAUCGUUCUUGUGAUCUCUGGGAGAAUCUGUGUGUGUAUAUGUGUGUGUGUGUGUGUGUACAUUUUUCUGAGACACUGGGUAUUUCAAAAGCUUCUUGUAUAUUUUUAUUGUUAUGGAACAAAUGUUCACACUUUUAGUUUCACACAAAAUAAUCAGUGGUAAAAAAAGAGCCUCACAAACAUGACCACUAAACCUUAUAUUCACCGGGUGAUGAACUAACCAUAAUUACCCGAGAAUAGUUAAGUUGGUGACGUCACCUUCAAGGAGAAAAUAAGGGUUUAGUAGUCCAUCUCUUGGUCUUUUUUCAACAUUGGUAUCUUGUGUAUUGUAUUGUCCAGUACAGUAUAUAGGUGAAUAUCCUUAGCUAUUAGAUGCAUCAAGGCCAACAUUAUUCUGUGAUUCAUUACUCUUAACUUUCAUUUAAGGCUUCCGAAUAUUAUCAUUUGGGCCCAGUUCUGAUAGGCAACCAAUUUUAGCGGUUUGUUUAUAUGAACUGCAGCCCAAAAUUUGUGAUCUUCUAUUUUUAAAGUCAUCAAGGUGCAAAGUCUAUCACUUUCACGAUGAUUACAUUAUUUACUAAAUUCUUCCAAAGUCCUUAAAGAUGACUGUUUUAUGUAUUAAAUUACCACCUGGAGGAAAGUAUGAUUGUUUUAUGUAUUAAAUUACCACAUGGAGGAAAGUAUUUAAAAAUGGUUCAUCUUUUGAGAUGUUCUUGACCCAUGAAGUCCACUCAAGUGAUGUAGCCAAGACCACGAAGUCCAAGAGUGAGCCCAAGACCUACUCUACUCACAACUCUGUUAUAGCUACAAGUCUUAUACAUCAGGUCCUGUGCUGAUUUAAGUAUUUGUGUUAGAUAAACUCAACCCAGUUUUGACUUUUAACAGCCAGUACAGUACUCAGAGGUGAUUUGUUGUUAAGUGUUGUAAUAUCUCAGAAUAUUCUUGAGGUCAAUUGACUAUUGGUUUUUAAGUGUUGCAACAUCUCAGAAUAAUCAUAGCCUUUUUUUUUAUUGACCUGAAACUUUUUCGGUGGAAACUAUGCUUUUAUCUGAAAAAAAUUUCAUUGUGUACAGAACAGAUGUAAAUGGCUUUGAGUCAACCUAAGUUUGGUAUCAUGUUAAGGGAGACAGCUGGCAGAACUCACUUGAUGAUUCAGUCCAUUACCAAACUUACAGCUGUUUGGACUUGUUAUUUUGUCAUGGAAUACUUGUUAGUACUCUACUAUAAAGUGUUUAUUAAUGUUAUUCAAAACCCAACUGAUUUAUAUUUUACAGGUUGAGUAGCAUUAUUUUGAGUGAGUCUUCAUGAUGUGGGCUAGGAUGGUCAUUACUGAUCACAAGGUCACCGCUUAUUAAUUUUGUCAUGCCUCUAAGGUGAGGACUUUGUGAGAAUGUGAGCAAUUUUGUGCAAUUUUUUAUGAGUAGUUUGUUAGUCACUUGGUAUUACAUUUACUUCCUCCCUUGUGAGUCUGAUUGAUAUUUUUUAAUUUAGAAAAUGGUGGAUAGUUAAGGUGGAAGGAUAUUCUCAGUAUAGUCUAUUUUAUGUAUUUUAUUUAUAGCUUAUGUCUACCAUGUACAAUACUUUCGGGAAAUGAACAAAGGUUAAUAAUAUAUUCUUUUUAUAAUAUGCAAGAAUAAUUAUCCAUGUUUAAGGUAACUCAUAUAUUAGGAAUACCAAUACCUGCUAUGGAAUGACUAUACAUAGAUUCUUCUUGUACCUUGUAAGUAACUUGAGUAUUUGUUCACCUGCAAGAAGUGAAGGUUACAGUAAAACAUGAAACUAUU
Molecule: messenger RNA, 4351 nt
Organism: Homarus americanus (American lobster)
Lineage: Eukaryota; Metazoa; Arthropoda; Malacostraca; Decapoda; Nephropidae
Product: leptin receptor gene-related protein-like
Exons: 4
Coding region: 182-580 (132 amino acids)
Biological process (GO): late endosome to vacuole transport via multivesicular body sorting pathway
Cellular component (GO): endosome
Source: RefSeq, a predicted model, not a curated record